This is a messenger RNA of Raphanus sativus (radish), 10334 nucleotides long. RefSeq lists its product as uncharacterized. The record is from RefSeq and is a predicted model, not a curated record. The coding region runs from base 9291 to 10334 and encodes 347 amino acids. The transcript has 8 exons. Lineage: Eukaryota; Viridiplantae; Streptophyta; Magnoliopsida; Brassicales; Brassicaceae.
ACUACAAAUUUGCCACAUAAAUUAAAAAAAGGAAAAUAAAUGUUAAAAGUGGAAAACAUAAAAAAAAAAAGAAACAAACAUUUUGUCGGUCUCUCUCCCACGACGCCAUUGACAGAGGUGAAGCAAUUUCCAAUCAAGACUAUCUCCGAUCAAGACUUUCCCAUCAUCUCGUAUCCCCUCCGACAACAUCUAUUCCGUCACAGCCGCCGUUGACAGCUCCUCCGUCACAGCCGCCGUCGACAGCUCCUCCGCAAGUCGCCAUCGUUUUUCUGUAAACCCUAAAUCCCAAUUUCAACUGUAUGGCUUCUGCGAGAAAGUAUCCUCAUCGUCUGUAUGAGGUUGGAAAAACUCCAAUUCAGAAUAGGAGCAUGAACCAUAGUUGUUAUCUGUCCAACAUUCAAGAAGUGAGAGAAAAACUUGGGGAAGAUGUUUGGUCUGAAUUGAGGGAAUCACCUAUUGGUGUUAUUGUGAAGCUGAAAGAGCUAAAUUAUAUUUGGUCUGCUAAAGUUGUUCACCAGUUCCUUGCCAAUCAAUUGGCAAUCGAGAGUAGUCAUGAGCUUUGGUCUUUGAUAGACUGUAUGCCAUUGAGGUUCUCUUUGCAUGAGUUUGGCGAUAUUACAGGUCUAAAUUGUGAUCCUUUCGACAAGGAUGAUGUUUGGGACGUGGAUCAUCAAGAGUUUUGGCUGGAUAUGAAAGUUCCGACAUCAGAUGGACCUACAUUGCAAGAGUUACAAGCCUUAUUCCCUAUUUGCGGAAACUGGCCUCGAGAGAAGCGAGUGAUGUUUGCGGAAACUGGCCUCAAGAGUUACAAGCCUUAUUCCCUUUUACCCAACAUUUUAUAAACCACAGCGUAGGCGUAGAUUUAUCCACAUCAAAAUCAAAAUUGUGGACAACUGAAUAAAUCUUCAAACGUGUCUGCAGUGCAUUUUUGGAAUCAAAACUCUGCCCCACGUCAAUUUUGAAAGAGCUCAAGUCGAACCUAUUAUGCGUACAAUCUCCUUUUUGUGUCUUCAGGACUGUGGCAUUACUCAUCUUUGUAGGAGAUCUCUGAACAUCUUCUACUUGGUCUGGCGGAAACCCAUAUGACGUAAAGUUUUCGUCUUCAGACGUUGCUCCAUCAGAAUCGUCGCAGUAAUCAAAUCGAUCAUUGUCUUCAUCCGUAUCUUCAUCGUCUGUAGAUGAUGGGUUAUCUUUUUGCAGGACUUCUUCUGGUUCUUCUUUGGCUUCUUCAACCUCGUUUUUCUUCAAUUUAAACUCUACGCAGAGUCUAACGUUUUCGACUUUGUGAAGACACAAAAAUCCAUGAAACUGCCUAUUGUUUCUUACUUUCACAGGAGGGGUAUCGAGGUUUUCCUUCACCAGAUUACGUUUCGGCAAAAGGUACGCUAGCUCCAGCUCAUGUUCUGUGAAAUCGACUCCGUAAUCCUCAUAUAUGUUUUUCACAAAAUCUUCAUACCUAGUUUCCUCGUUGGCUGGAAGUAAUUUACUACCUUGAUCAUUAUCCACUUUAAAGAACCACUUUUUUCUUUCAAAUUUCCAUUUUCCGCAGACUAGAAUGAUGUGAUCCAUGUUUCUCCAAGCAAUAAGGAUUGCAACAAGUGAUUAAACAACCAUGAAAAAGACAACUUCAAAAAGAAGAAAAGAGAGAUGAAAGAGAUGACGACAACUGCAAGUUUUACCUAAUUAUGAGUUUAAUUAACCUAAAAUUAAACCAAAUUCGUAAUUAAUGUAAACCGGGUCGAAAUUGGGAUUGGUUUACAUAAAUCCUGAUUUCUGUAAAUAAAUCUGCCACUACGUAAAAUUAAAAGUCUGUCACUUCAUAAAUAAAAAGUCUGCCAGCUAUUUUAAGUCGGUCAAAUAAAUCUGCCAUAAGAAAAUAAGUCGAUCGUAAAAAAUAAAUCUGUCUAUAAGUAAAUAAGUUGACCACAUAAAUCUACCGUUUAAAACAAAUCUACUAUAUCAUUCGACAGAUAUAUGCUGAAAAAUCUGUUUUAUAAUCAAAUCGGACAAUUAAGUCUGCCGUAUAAACAAAUCUGACUUUUCUAAAAAAGUCUGCCAUCACUGUAACGGUAGAUUUAAUUUUCUACACAGAUUUUUUAGUCAGAUUUAUUAUUCGAUAGAUUUUUUUUUUUAAAAUAAGUCUGUCGUCGAAAAUAAUUUAGCAUUGUUUUUUUUUGUUAUAACUGUCUGUAAGGACAAUUUUGACCAGAAAAAAUAUUCUAAUAAUUUUCAAAAAAUAUGAGUCAUUCUAGUAAUAAUACAAUCAAUUUGUGUCAUUCUAGUAAACCUCCCAAAUUUAAAUGAAAUAAAUUUUAUAAAAACAUAAAAAUCAUUCUUUGUGAAACAAUUCUUUUUUCAAAAUAUUUAUGUUUGUGGAACGAAGAUAGUAUGUUCUACCUUAAGAGAAGAAGAGACUGUCUGAAACGCAGAAGGCUCUUCCCUGGAUCAUUAGCCAGCAUAUGAUGAACAACAGCCAGAGAUCCAAUAUCAUCAUUAGAAGACCAACGAUCAUAGAGCUGCCUGCAUCCAGCAAUCAGCCUGGUUCCAUCGCUGGACCAGCGGCUGGAGGAGCUCCACCAUAUGAUCACCAUGAAUUUUCUUGUUAAACAUCAAGAAGUUCGGUUCCAAUGUAAUAAGCGCUCUAAUAUCUUUCAAAGCACCUUCAUAGUUCUUCAUAGCUAUAGAAAUCCACGCCCGCAUCUCUAAACAGUCAGGAGAGACUUUAAACCUCAGAAUCUUGUUCAGUUCCGCGACCGCAGCACCAAACUGACUCUCCUCGACCAAUGACACUGCCCUGAACUUGUAAGGGAAAGUCAAAGUAGGGUCCAAAUCCAUGGCGAUGUCUAUAUCAAGCAUCUUCUCAUCACAGCUGCGGUACAAAGACCUCUCCUGGUGCAUCCAUCCAGUAGCAGCAGAGCAAACCGAAAUCAACGAGUUCAUGGUCUUAUAAGCCGAGCAUCGAUGUCCACGCUUAAACUUAGACCUGGCUACACCAACAAGGGAGUAAACAUGACCUGCUUUGACAGCUGAGUUAAACCAUCUCUGAGAAUCUUUGUAUUCUUUCCUCUCAAGCAUCACAACACCUAACUGGUGACAAGCGAGCUGUUUAUAUAGCGAGCUCGGCAACUCUCUGAGAAAAACCUGAGGGUACGCAGCCUCCUUUAAACCAUACUCAAUCAACAACACUGCGUCAUCGAUAUUACUAACGAGACGACCCAAAGACAUGUCACAAGCUGCUUUCAACUCGUCGCAACAGAACUGGUUCGCCAAUGUGAGUAGCUCCAAGACAACAUUAGGAGGAAACAACUCAAUUUUUCGAACCCUACUGAAAACCUCAGCAGCUCUCAUCCCUUCCAUAGAGAUUGCGUACUGCGUGAAGCUGAUCGUGCUUUGCUUUGUCUCUCUAAAGCCACCGUAUAGCAUCGCCUUAAAGGGUCUUGAUAUAGACGCUAACUUGCGCCCCACGCUAGGAAUUUCCUCAUCGCCUAUACAGAAGGACAUGUCGUAAUCUACCUCUGAUGUCGAACACUCUUCAACAUGAACAUCACCAUUGUACCCGGAACAGACACAUGGAUCGUAAACGGACUCCAGGUCGUACCCAGAAACAAGACUCGCUUUAGGGCAUUCAAGGUUUCUUCCGCAGCAAUCCAUUGAUGUUGUCCCGAUCAGCUCAUCUUCUCUCCUCUCCUAACGUAGCCAAGAAGCUGGAAAGAGAAAUUUUCUUAGAUUGCUUUUUUUAGUUUAUUUUCAAAAAAAUAGUUUUCAAAGAGGAAAAUGACCAAAAAAUGUCUUAUUGAAGGAUAAAAUAUGUAUUUAUACCGUAAAGAUUAACUAAUCUAGACUUAGGGUUUAAAGUUAAGUGAUAGGUUUUGGGAUGAUGUUUCAUAUUUCAAAAAAAUAUAUAUAUUAAAAUUUUCAAAAUAAAAAGAGACUAUUUUAGUCAUUUUAUUUUUUAAGGGCUAUUUUGUGAAAUUUUUUAAAAAAGACUAUUUGAAAGAAUUGCUUUUCUGAAAAUGUAUAAUUUAUCCGCUAGCUAAUUAGUACCUUUUGUAGCCAGAUUAUGUUUCUCUAUCAACAUAAUAUUUUAUACUCCUUCAGUUUUGGAUUAAUUGUCGUUGUAGUAAAAUGUUUUGUUUCAAAAUAAGUGUCGUUUUAUGAUUUCAAUGCAGAAUUUAUUUAAUUAGAUUCUUCUAUUAAUUUUUCUAUUGAUUAAAAUAUAUUUAACUAGGGUCGGCCCGCCCUACGGGCGGGGUGAUAAUUUAAAAAUAAUCUAAAUUGUUAGAGUAAUAUUUUUGAUUUUUUUAAAUAUUUGUUUUUAUUUAAAUUUUUGUUCUAUAUUAGUAAUUUAGUAUGAAUCAUUAUUUUAUUAAUUGUUAUUUUUUAUUCAGUGUCAUUCUCAUUACUAUUAACUAAAUUUUUUUUUACGGUUAAUAAAAUUGUUUAUAUAAAGUUUUAUUCUAUUUUUAUUUUGAUGGUGUAGAAUUGUUGAUUUAUUUGUUUAAUUUAAAGUUAUCUAGUUUUACUCAUUCUCUUACAUUAUGCGUGAUUUAAUCAUAUGUAAUCCUUAUUUUCUUUCUUUUAUUAAAAAUCGACAUUAGAGUUGGAAGAAAAACCAUAUCUUCUUAGCUGCAAGCUCUUUCAUUAAGAAAAUAGGUGAAACAGACACAACUAAAAAAUAGAAAGACAUCAUAAAGUUACAAUUCUUCUCAUUGUUUUGAUUCAAUAUAGAUAUACAAAAGAAAAAAAACAACUUUCAUAAUCUGAUUUGUAUAGCGGCCCUUGACUCCCAAUUGAUACUUGAAGUGUAUGUGCCUAUAUAUAAAUGGAAGCUUCUGUUUGGAAAUAAUUGAAGGCACUAAAACAACUUGUUUUGCUUUCUUAAAGUCUCAUUAACCGCUGACCAUAACACAUCUGAAAUUAAAAAAUGAAAACCAAAUUUAUUUAGUUUAUUUCUAGCUGAAACUGUUAUAUUUAAGCAUGUAUACAAAUUUGUAGAAAAACAUAUAUAUAAAUCAUUGACUGGAAAAGGCAUCUGAUUCACUUCUAGAACUAAGAUGGUUCAUUUCCAUUGAGGCCAUCUAACUGAGUGUCAGUCUUGAUCGAGCCAUUGGUUGAGUCAUGCCACACCAACUCCAGCUACUCACACGCAAAAUACAGUAAAUUUUACAAUCACCAAAUUCAAACCACUUAUAACAAACAAAGGUUCAGAGUAACUCAUACACACCUCUUCGACGAUCAUGUUGUCACAUUCUUUAAAACCACAUUCUUCAGUGAUUUGUUCACACCACAAGCAUCAACCACCUGACAAACAAAAUUUGCGUCGACACUGGUUAGUGACAAACGAAUCACAACAGUCUGAGGAAAACGAAAAGGAAACCAAAAAAAGAAUUAAAGUAAAGCAAAAAUACCUUUGACUCAGAUUUUGGACUCGAGCAAACCCCUCCAGAAAUAUCGCUGUGGUUAUACACCACAUCGGAUACAAAGUGUCAAUGCAAAUUUCGGGAACCACAUCAUCAAAGAACACGUGUGAUGAGAGAGACGCCUUCGCUUUCGAAUUCUUGGAAGCUAUUGCUGGUGAAAGUCUGUCUGCGUUGAUAAGAGUAGGGCAUAAAUGAAAACUAUACAGUCCAAAUAAUAAUGACUUGACGAAUGAGAGUAACACAUGGAAAAAAUUAAGUGCACAUAAUAGAUUGUAAACACACUGGCCAUACAUCUGGAGCCCAAAACAGAAGUGAACAGCAGUAAAAUCAACCAAAUAAUGACAAAAAUGAUAACAAAGAGAUGGAAAGAAAAUAUCUGAUUUUUAUUGAUCACACUUACGUUGGCUUACUUCACCAGACAUGUCUAUGACCAUGAUGAUAAUCAUUUGUACUAACUGGCUAAGGAAACUGAGAGAUAAGAGCAAAUACUUCAAGGUGAAACUACCAUGUACUAUCCAUGUUCCAUUGGAGUUGGGCAAUAUGCGAAAUCUGGCUUUAAUCUCUCGGUCAUAAGCUGGAAAGCAGAUAGUGAAAAAAAAAAGAAACGAUUCACAAUCACUAAAAUAUUAUUCAUAUUUUCCUAUUAGACAUUUUACUUGCCCAAUCAACCAUGUAGCAAAGAGAUUGUUUUGUCGGUAUGAAAACAUAAAGAGAAAGUCUGUAAUUUCUAGCAGACGUAACGAUCUCAAAGUCAGAUAUGUAACCACCUAUUGACUGAAGGAGGGAAGCACCAAUCUGCUAAUCUAAGUCCGUCUAACUAACCUGCACAACAGAAGUGCAAAACAAAAACUUUAGGCAACACUCAUCUAUAUCUGAAACCCACAACUGAUCAUGAAGAAAAAGAACCAAUAUAAGCAUGCACCAAGAAACAUAGUACCCUCGUAAGAGCCGAGCUUGAGCUUGCCGUGAUUUUCUGGCUGUAAAGAAAACAUUAGAAAUUGAUCCUAAACUUUAUGCUGAAUGAGUGCUAAGAAAGAUACGAAAAAUACCAGAAUAGAAUUGAGAGACACAAAUCAAACAAUGGAUAUAAAAUGACUACAUACCUCUCUGAGAGUACUGAUUGCUCUUUGUCACAUCAAAUGAACUCAGCUGAUAACUACCUCCCUCUCUGAGUAGGCAUUGGAACAUGUUCAACUCUGUGGACUCUAAUCCAUCACUGGAUCAUUGUAGACUGCAUCCUUUAAUAAAAAAGAAGACAUUAUAAACACCGUUAUCUAUUACAAUAAGAGAAAGUAACAAAAGAUUCAGUGCCUUCUCGAUCUAUAAGAGAAAGAAUAUGCGUUGGAAGCAAAACUCCAAUACUUUUAAGAAUAAACGUUUCCAAAGAGGCAAUUUACCUUCUCAUCUACCAGAACUAUAUCGAUCCCCAUAAACUUUCCACCUUUCUUGGCAUUCCUAGAUUUUCAGAAACAGAGGAGAAGGAGACGUUACGGUGAGCUGUGCUGUUCAUCGCUGGAAGAUGGUGUAUUUAUACUCGUUGCUUCAUAACCUGAUCUCGUGGUGUAAUCUUUUUAUUGUUGGCAAUCUGUUUUGGAUCCCUAGGAGAAUCUACUUUCGCAGCAGAACUACAUAUUUCAUAGAAUGGUUUCUCUACUUCCUGCAGUAUGUGCAGUCUCAGAAGAAUGUAAUGGCGAGGUGAUGCUGUUUAUUUUCUUCGAUGGUGAAAUGUUGGCGGACUGAAGUUUUCCACUCAUUGUAUGAACUCGUGAGGCUCUCAUCAUUAGAUGCUGAGGUGAUUCCAUCUCCAUAGAGAAUUUCACGCUCUAUUGGAAAUAAUAUCAGCUUGUUUCCAGUGUCUGCUCAUACUAUCUGUAGACGUUGUCAGCUGAAUCAUUUUCCUUGACAUCGGUAUUUGUCCCUGGACUCCUGGAGGCCACUUGUCUAGUUGUUAGUAAGUCUGGAAUGAUGUCCACAGAGUCAGACAUAUCAGUUCUUCUUGUAGCAGUGAACUCUUUGGAGUUUGGAAUCUGUGGACUUGGUCGUCGUACUCUCGUUUGCCUUCUUCCGUGGGCUUGAAUGAAGUUCAUAGUCGCCUAACCUGCUUGCAGAAAAGCAUAUUGCUAAGUUACUUCAGAUUAACAUAGAUAGGAUUUCAUUUAAAAAUAAUUAGUGGAUACGUACGCAUCAAAAUCACAAAAGAAGGCAAACAAAUCAUUUUUCUGUUUUAGACUUCCACUAUACCUUUCUUUCGUCUUUGUGGUUUUCCUGACUGGGCUUGAGAAAUCAAAGUCCGAUAUGUCAAUUUUAGAUGACGAUAACUUGCCAAAAACUCCACCCAUGUCGAAACCCAUAUCCCUGAGAAGGAGACAGAGAAACAUAAUUAUGUGAGACAGUGUGCCUUGUUGUCAAACAACACUAUCUUAGAGAAGUAGUCCAUAGUAUUCUUAAAAAAAUCUUAGAAUUAGCAGCCACUUAAUCUUCAUAGUUUGUCGAAAUUUCUGCGAAUUCACAUUAAUCUUCUCAAGAAAUAUCUUUAAUCUUUUUCUGCCGCAACCAAGUUGAAAGGCAAUCAUAUAGGAAGCACACUUGUAAACAAAAUCUGGAUUCACUAAGGUUGGUUUAGAUCAUUGAAACCAGCUCUUAAACACUUAAAACUUACCAAGCAUUAGAUCUUUCUCCUUGGCUUAGCUUCUGUAUAAUUUUUUUUAGCAGGUGCAGACAUGGCAAAAUCUGUUCAGUAUUACUCUUGACAAUUUACUGCAAACAAAAUAAGCUACCAUUAUAAUCAUUCAAUCACUCACUCAUAAAAAUACUUAUCUCUUAUGUUGUGAUCAACAACACACCUGCCACGAUCGCAAUCAUCUAUGUCCCCUACUUCAUCGCUGCCAGCUAGAUUCACCACCAAUAUCACUCCCACCGCGUUCUCUCUUCUCCUUUACCUCACCUUCUUUACAUCCCAGCAAAGCCUUCGUCUCUCAAUUUAAAAUCCUCUCAGAUUCUUCAAGAUCUCAAACAACUGAAUCUUUCAUUUGAUUACUAAUUGAAAAGAAGAGUAAAUGAUGAAUAAGUGGAAAAGUGAUGUUGCCUUUAAUAAACCCACCACAAACGUAGCACAUAAAUACAACCGGAGACUACACUACUCAAAAGCCCAAUGCCGUUACAGAGGCGGUGGUCGGAGGCUUUAGGAGACGAAGAGUGAGGGAGGAGGAGCCGAGUGCAGGUGUGGUCAUAUCAGAUCAAACCCUAAAAGAGGAUGCAUGGGCCAGAUAUGAACUUUUAGAAGAGAGCCCACAAAACAAACGAACAUAAAAGUCCAGAUAAAAGAAAGAUUGCAUUACGUAAAAGAGAUGGACGCGUGGCGUGUUUUCCUUGCCAUAUUUGAUGACAUUGCAAGAGGAGAAGAGAAUAGAGGUCUUCUUUAUAGUAUAAGAUUUCUAUCGGUUAAAAUAUGGUUAGAUGAAUAGAAAAUGAUAUUUUUAUUUCGAAAAUAUAUAAAUUAAAUGUUUUCUUAACAUGUUUGCACUAAUCUAAAAUGACGACAAGUAAAAUGAAACGAAAUGAUUAUUUUGUAUCUAUCAAUAACUAUAGAAAUUGGUAAUAAAUGGUUAGAAAGCAAUAAAUUAACAAAGACCAAAAUUCAAUAAAAGCUAUUUUUAAACCUUUUUAUCCAGAAGAAUACAUAACUUUAAUGUGUUUUAGUUUACUAAAUAAAGGUUUCAACUACUGUUGACUCAAAUUGGUUGAUAAUAUGACUCAAAUUAACGUAACGUUCAUAAUAUAAUAUAAUUAGCAAUAAAUUAAUUAGUUGUUGAGUUAAAUUGGUUUAUAUACAACAAUCAAUAUCAACGGAGUACAUGAACUAAAAUAACAAUGGCUUUACAUCUACUCCUCGUUCUAUCUUCUUAUAUUCUUUUAACGCAAGCGGUCGAAAGAAACAUUGAUUCAUUUUUACAGGAUUUUGAUUGUGUUGAUAUAUACAAACAACCAGCUUUCCAACAUCCAUUGCUGAAACACCAUAAGAUUCAGGAAAUUUUCAGUCUGGAUGCAAAUCUUGAUACAAAAAGUGAAUAUAAAACGAAUUAUCAAAGUUGUCCAAAAGGAACAGUGCCAAUCUUAAAACAAAGAAAUGGAACUAAGAGAGUUCAUCUUGACACAGUCGAGUAUCCGGGCCAACAUUUUGCAACAAUUGAGACUGUAUUGGAUGGGAGCAUCUAUCGAGGUGCAGAAGCAUGGAUAAGUCUUCAUAGCUUAACUGUGCAGAAUAAUCAGUACAGUAAAAGUCAAAUUUGGUUAGAGAAUGGACCCCGUAAUGAACUCAAUAGCAUUCAAGUCGGCUGGGCAGUACAUCCAAGAUUGUAUGGUGACACUCGCACGAGAUUUACAAUGUAUUGGACCGCGGAUGGUUAUAAAAACACUGGAUGCUAUAACAUACAAUGUCCUGGCUUUGUUAUUGUAACUCGAAUUCCUUGGAUUGGAAUAGCAUUUCCUAGAACGUCUAUUUAUGGUAAUGUAUCAGUUACGUUCACACCACAAGUAUUCCAGGAUGGCUUAAGUGGAAAUUGGGGAUUAAAAGUAGUCAAUGAAGUAAUUGGUUAUUGGCCCAAAGAGUUAUUUACACAUUUAAAUAAUGGAGCAUCUUUAGUACGUUUUGGAGGAAAUACAUUUAUGGCUCCUGAUGGAAUAAGUCCUCCAAUGGGAAAUGGGCAUUUUCCAGUUAUCGACUUUCAGAAAAGUUCAUUUUUUCUGCAUGUCAAAGUUAGGAACUCGAACUAUCAAUUACUUGAUAUUGAAGACAGGAAAACAAGAAGUUAUUCAGAUUCAUACCAGUGUUAUAGAUUGUCCUAUUGGGGUUAUGCUAGGUCGAAUGGAGUAUCCUUCUCCUUUGGAGGUCAAGGUGGAAACUGUGGUACUUGA